Molecule: messenger RNA, 6376 nt
Organism: Salvelinus fontinalis (brook trout)
Lineage: Eukaryota; Metazoa; Chordata; Actinopteri; Salmoniformes; Salmonidae
Product: zinc finger protein ZIC 4-like
Exons: 2
Coding region: 3940-5619 (559 amino acids)
Biological process (GO): central nervous system development; regulation of transcription by RNA polymerase II
Cellular component (GO): nucleus
Molecular function (GO): DNA-binding transcription factor activity, RNA polymerase II-specific; RNA polymerase II cis-regulatory region sequence-specific DNA binding
Source: RefSeq, a predicted model, not a curated record
UUAAAAGUCCCUCUUAAUCCCACUACCUUUCCGUUGCGUUGAAACAAUCAAUAAGGUCGAUCAACCUGUCGGUUUCAUGUGGAACAACGUCUACUUUUUUAGAUAGAAAUAACGCCCUUCUCCAUGUCAUUAACAGAUCAGAGCUAUUGAUCAGAGCUAUUGAUCAGAGCUAUUGAACAGAGCUGGGUAAAUGAGUAAUCUGUUUGGAUCAGGGGAUUUAAAAAAUACAUAUUACAAUUAUUUUAGAUCUAUUUUACCUUAUGAUCACUGGAGACAAAUGUGAAACCAGUCAUAUGGCAGGAAACUGAAGCUCAUCAACGUAUCACCCUUUUCCGCAGUGAAGUUGAUGAAAUGCUGGCCUUGUAACUUUCAGGGAUGAAAUGUGGAGAGCCAAGCUAUAGGCUUCUGUAGACAUGCGCAAAUGACAGUACAGCGCCAAACAUACAUAGGUCAUUUAUGAUUUCUAGAAUGGUUGAAUUGUAUGCCUGACUUUUCACCGUAUUUGUUUUAAACAAUUUGUUUCCUUUUAAAUAUUAGACACUAUCAGGAGCCAGCGUCAGUUCUACCCACAGACAUUUAUAACUGUCUCGUUAAUGUUAGUUUCCUCACAUUUAGCAUCUUUACAUUCCGUCAUCAGGUUCCAUUAGUUUCCUCUGUCACGUUGGUGUGGUUGUUCCUGAGGAUCGCUAGCAAUAGUGGAUCAUAUUAUGCUAACCUAUUACAAGUUGUUCAAUAAUUUAGGAUAUGUAGCCUACUGCAUUUGAAUAAUCAUUUAACUCAGACCACACGUAGCAGUUUAAACCUGGAGCCUGGCGCACGGUUCACGACGACCGGACAGUUUCAUCACAGCUCCAUGAUUAGGUAGGAUUAUUAGGGUAGAUUUUAAAGGACUAUUGAUCAAACCCUAUUGUACACCUUUUUCCACUUUACAAUAAUAUUUCAUGGAUUGAACAAUUGAAUUUGGCAGCUUCAGGAUUAAUCAAACCAUUGUUUUUUUGGAAUUCACCAAUAUAUAUCGUGCAUAAAGACUCUCCAAAUCAGUUUUUUAAUUUAUUAUUAAUAAAUACUUUCCUAACUCUAAAUAAUAUUCAAGAUCAGAUUAUUUUUAAGUCUAACAAUUGGUUCUGAAAAGGAUCCCUAAUUUUCUGAGCCGUUCUAUCCAUGUAUUCUAGUGAGUCUGUCGAGAAGAAACACCGCAUUUAAAUGGAUGGCUUAACAUAAAUGUACUGAAAGUCCUAUUGAAUGAAAACUCCACGAGAAAAUAUGUUGGCCAGCAAGUGGGAGGGGUUUCAGCGUGUUGAAUUAAAUGUAUUCAGUGCCCGCAAGGGAACCACGCCUGCAAAGCCCGUUACGCACCUGCGUACGGUAAGUCUGAACAUCAACUACUGAGAGGUGCUUAGAAAUGGCGUGCAUAGGGAAGGUGCACAUUUCCUAAGUCUGAAUCGGGUCCCUGGAGCAGAGGCCAUGUCAUAAACAUAGCCAGGGUCACGUCAUAUUUACAUAUUUAGGACGUGCUUGACGUGGCGUUGUCAAUAGUGAAUAGGAUUCUCAAGUCACAUGCAUUCGCUUUGGUUCAGGUAACUGAUACACAUGCAGGAAGGAGUGAGGAGUGGUACUCACAUGGGGAGUUGGAGAUGGUGUCUAGCAUUUUGAGCAGUGUGCAGUGUUCAGUAGGCUAGUACAAACGUUGGAUGGACAUAACCCAAUCUGGGUCUCUGAAAUAAAUACCUAUUGAGGCGAUGGUCACAAAAGUAGUCAAAUAUUUGCGUGACACGCUGUCAAAAGAAAUGAAGGCUUUACUGCCUCUGAAAUACCCAUCGCUCUCUGAGACAACAACCCGAUGAUUGACUGCUAUGGACACUUUAUAAUCCGACUAAUAGCUAAACAGAUAUACAUGGGAUAUUUGACAUGAAUCUAAUGGUAACGGUUUGACCCCCUUUUUGGGUCAAUUCACAGAACAAUUCCUAUUUGUCUCCGACUGAUUUGAUUAAGAUAAAGGGGAGACAUGCAAUUCAGAUUAAAAUAAUAGUAUUUAAGUAACUGUGGAUUAAUAUGCAUUAAUUUGUGCAUGCAUGGAUUUACAAAAUGUUGAAGUUGGAGGAAUAAAGGAAUACGCAACGCUUUAGUGGGGAGGACCCGUGACAAACAUUUGAUAACGGUGCCUAAUAUAAAUAGACAACAUAGAAGCAGAAAAAUAGCGUCGGUGGAAAUGUUAACGAUAUCACAUCGCAGCUCAGUUCCUUUAAUUAUGUAUUUUAAUGUUUAGGUCUAAUGUAGGCUGUUAAUGACAUGCACAAAACACGACAGCGUAGCAAAGAGACGACCAGUGCACGUUGUUAGUUUUUAAAUAUAUAUGUGUAGCUUUUUCUUCCUAUUGCGCUCAUAGAUAAUCACCAACUUUUACGCAAAAUCAACUAUUAUGCAUAAGUUAACACACUUUUACGCAUAUGUUGACAUGCUUAAUACCCAAUGCUUACUGCCAAUCAUUUCCCCUUUAAAGUAAAUCAUAUGUUGCAUACAUUUUUAGUAUGUUUUCAGACAUACAUUCUUCAACACAUACGUUAUAGUAUUUUUUGUUGUUGUUGAGGCCGAGCAAACUUAACAGCCUUCCUCCUAAAAAUGGGAUGUAACAUCAUGGACCUUCACGCAUUGGUUAAAAAAAAAAUGUCUUACGAGUGGAGAGGAAAAACGUGAUUAACCAUUAACUUCCAUCUUCUAACAUAAUUAUUAAAAACAUUCUAAAUACGUUUUACGAUUUAAGGUAUAGACUAACAGUAGUGUGGUCACUGGGUUGUUGAGUCGAUAGCAGUGAAUAAUCAAUGAGAUUAACUUUUAUGUUUUCGACAGCCGUUUCCUUCACCAGUGGACGGCCCUCUCCCUCUCAGAGUAUCAUUGCCAAGUAUAACUCAUAUUUUAGCAAGUCUUAUUUUGGGCUUAAAUCUCGACCACUCUUGCCUUGUUCUGCGCUGUUCAUCAGGCGCCACCUCCCGUUCCCCUGAUCUGCUCCCGUUCAAGGUCUCAAUCCGACAUGGCUCGUGGGCGAAAUUAGCCCGUAUCAUAACAACAGGUCGGUUCCAUUACUUUUCCCCGGGACAAUGGACGGCGUCGCCCCUAUUCACUAAUACACAGAAACCGAUCCCGCGACGAAGAGGAGGACGCGCAGCUAGCAAGGAGGGUUGUUGCGGUGCGGAGGACGUAUAAAAUAUGUUUCUUUAUCUUACCGUAUCUUUUUUGGCCUUUGAGUGAUGCGUAAAUACUCCCCGACGCGGAUAAUUGCUUUAGAGAAAGGGACUAGUCUAUGUUUGAAAAUAGUUUCGGUUCUUUGAUGCCCACAUUUUCUAACGGAAACCUAAAGGCUACAUUUUAUAAAUUUCAAUGACAUUGUAUUUUCGUAAAUUGUGAAGUUGUAUUUGUCUAUUGAUUAUUAGAGGGGCUACUUUGCCUUUGGGCCUAAUUUGCCUGUCUAUUUUUUGUGUUGUUUUCUUAUAACAAAACUUGGGUACAUUGCGCUUCCAUAACUCUUACUCAGUCAGUAGAAGACAUGACAGCUAUACCUUGGGUGUAGGCCUAACGGUUUAACUUUUGAAGUUUAAAGUACAAUAACCUUUGCAAUACAAAAUACAUCUUUCUCUUCCAAGUGUUGCCUGAGGCUCGGCGCAGGCGCUCUGGCUGCUUGCUGUCACUAAAACAAUUUUCUUCACAUUGGAAACUGUCACAAGUGACGUCAAUCACGGGGCUCUGACCAAUUAGAAGGCGGGGUGAUUGUUUAGCUCCACGGGCUGCAGCGCCUACCAUGAAUCUCUAUUCUUCACUAUCAAAGCGUCCUGCUGCUGCCGGCCAACCGAAUGCGAUUCCAUGCAGCCACUUUAGAACUUAGAACCGGUUUUUUUCCCUUCUAUAUUUUAGUUUUUUUUCUUCUAUAUAUAUAUAUUUUUUUUUAUGUAUUUUUCAUUGCGAUUAAAAUAUAUUUAUCAUCAUCAUUAUUAUUUUGCCUGCUGUCAAGUUAUUCUAGAAUUAGAAGUAAUGAGCAUGGAUGUUUUGGGAAACCAUGUGAUGUACCCUACGAUUUCCAAACGGAACACGGCGCUGAGAUUAGUUGACUUGGCAGGGGCGUACCACCAUCACCAUCAUCACCACCAUACCCCUCAGAGCGUGACAGGCUUCCCGGGGUUCAGCAGCCAUCCACACUCAAUGGCUCACUCGCACCCUGGGGAGAUUACUGCGGAACCCCGCCUGGGGCCGAGUCCAUUCGGUCCAGAACACAUGGGGCACUCCGCGGCCCUCAAAAUCAGCCCAGCCCAUCAUUACCCACACCACCAUCACCACCACAAUCAUCAUAUGGCAGGCCACAGUGAAGUGGUCUCCAGUCAAACGGGAGCUUUUGGCCCGGUGCACGCGGCGACUGUCCCUUAUUCCAUGUCCCACAUGGCCCAGACGUUAUCCGCAGCCGCAGGUAGGGAUUUCCUCAUUCGGAGAGAUCUGACAGCUCAAGCCAUGCCGGUACUGACCGACCAGAGCCCCGGUUCAACCUCUCAUCACGGAAUGUUUGUCUCAACAACAGGUAGCUAUCCGGGACACUACGGCCAUCACCCUGAUGCUGGUAGCCAUGCCCUCUUCUCCGGACUCCACCAUGAGCAGUCAUCUAGCGGAGCACCAGGUGGCCAAGCCAUGAAUGGACAAAUAAGGUUAGGAAUACCUAGCGAAAUGUACGUUAGGUCUGAUCACUUGAGUCAAGUGGCGAGCUCCAGGGCUGAUCCGUUCUCCGCCUCGACAUUACAUGGCUACGGCGGUCUGAACCAUCUGAACAUGAACCUCGGAGCCCAGCAUCACGGAUCCGGUGCAUUCUUCCGCUACAUGAGGCAACCGAUAAAGCAAGAACUCAUCUGCAAGUGGCACGAAGCGGAACACUCGACGAAAAAACUCUGCUCCGAAACUUACGGCACGAUGCACGAGCUGGUAACGCAUGUGACGGUUGAUCACGUCGGUGGCCCGGAGAUGGCUAACCAUAUCUGCUUCUGGGAAGAAUGUCCCAGAGAAGGAAAACCUUUUAAAGCAAAGUACAAACUUGUAAAUCAUAUCAGAGUACACACCGGAGAGAAACCAUUUCCAUGUCCCUACCCCGGCUGUGGAAAAGUGUUUGCCCGAUCUGAGAACCUGAAGAUCCACAAGAGGACUCACACAGGUGAGAAGCCCUUCAAAUGUGAGUUUGACGGCUGCGACCGACGUUUCGCCAACAGCAGUGACCGGAAGAAGCACUCCCACGUGCACACCAGCGAUAAGCCGUACAACUGCAAAGUGAGAGGCUGUGACAAAUCCUACACACACCCCAGCUCUCUCAGAAAACACAUGAAAGUGCACUGCAAGUCUCCACCACCAAGUUCUGGCUACGAGUCUUCAACUCCGUCAUUAGUGUCCCCAUCAUCGGACUUAGGCCGAGAGCCAGGGGCCUCGUCGCUCUCAGAACCAGCACCCUCGUCUCAACCCGCCAAUUUAAGUGAGUGGUACGUCUGUCAUAGUUCUGGUGCGAGCGGUACUCAGACACCUCCCAGCGGCUCCCCCAGCCCUGAUCCCGGGGAUGAGACGCCCUACAGACACCCAGUGCCAAGGGACGCGUUUUAAACAAAACUGGCCCAGAAAAUUAUUAUAAGAUAUUAAAGAUAUUUUCUAACAUACCCGCGAACUUACAAAAUUAACACAUAGAAAAGGUCUGUUUUCUAAGGCCCAAAUCAUUCAAUGUACUGUCUGGCAUAUCGGACAAAUAAGACUGCCAAAUGUAUCUCGUGAUAGCUCUCUUCUAUCCCAAUGUGUUUGGAAAAAAAUGUAUUAUUAUCGUACCCGGUUAUUGUACGCAUGUAUCUUGCUGUAUUAUUUUGUAAAUCGAGUUUUGACUUCAAUAUCUUUUUAAUUUAUUUUUUGAAUCUGACAUGAGCAUUUUUGUAUUAUCGAACCAAAGUGUUUCAAUAUAAAAAAAAAAAUUAAAUGUACAUUUGUAAAUUGAUACGUUUCGAUGUGUAGGUGGUAAUAGUCAUUUUGUAAGCUUUGGUAUUUCAGCAAUUUUUUAUUGUUUGCUACACAUAUUUGUAUAAAUUAAAUAAUUGAAACGUUUGGAGUUUCAUGCUAGACAUAUUGUCUCCAUUUCUGAUGUUCUAUUCUAUUGAUUGGUCGUUUUCAUAUCGUCUAUUUGAUAUUAUGACAUUCAAUUCAUAAAUGUUUGGUCAACGUGGGCAUUUUGUGAUUUUGUAAUUCUCGUCAAUAUUUGUUAGUAAUGCAUUUUUUAUGAAAACGUGAUCCUAUCGAGAAAAUACACUCGAAAUAUGUACCAAACUGCCUUGUAAUUUGUCAGUAUUUUGAAUAAAUCGUGUAUGAUUAAAUUAAA